AUGGGGUUACGCCGGUUCGAGCGCGUGAAGAACUCCGCGCGCCCCGCGGCGAAGCUCGGCGGCGGCGGCGGAUGGGUCGCGAAAGACGACGCGGACGCGGACGCUCCGCCGCCGUUCCCGUCCGCGCUGCCGAAGCGACCGAGGAAGACGACCCCGCACGGCGACGGCGACGGCGUCGCGACGACGAAAAUGAAAGCGUUCAGCGGCGGCGGGUGGCGCGCGGCCGCGCCCGGGUUCGGCGACCCGGAGGACCUCGCGCCCGCGCGGCCGCCGUCGAGUAAGAUCCUUCUCGGAAACCUCGCCACGGACGUCGACCCGGACGCGAUGCGCGACGCGCUGACGGAGAAGUGCCGCGGUCUCGAGCUCGGCGACGGCGCGCUCGUGCGCGUGACCGUAGCCGUGUUCGGCCCCGCGCGCCCGAUGCUGAAGCGCGACCGCAACAGACGGCAUCGCGGGUUCGCGGUCGCGGAGUGGAGCGAUCCCGACGUCGCCGCCGCCGCGCGCGAGCGCCUGCGCGACGCGACGCUCACGACGCCGACGAGCGCGAAAACCCCGGGCGGGGUGCGGCCGUUGAAAGCGUCUAUGGAGGUCGGGCCCGCGAUGGACGAACACUUUCUCGCGGGAACGCAGGGGGUGGAGAAGGAUGAGGAGGACGCGGCGGCGGCGGCGGCGGCGGAACAGGCGGAGAGAGACCGCGCGUGGAACAUGAACGAACUCCGCGCGCUUCCGAUGCGCGCGUCGUGCCUCAGCACGCACACGACGCUGCCGGACUUGACGCCGUAUCAACGCUCGCGCGUGAUGCGUUACUUCCACGACGCCAUCGACGGCCUGCCCGAGCUCCGCGAUAUCGUCGCGCUCGUGGAGGCGGCGGCGCCGAAGUACACGCGCGUGAAAGAGCUCAUCGAAUCCGUGGAAGCGUUCAAGCUCCUCCUCGCGUUCUUAGCGACCGCGGAGCACGCGGGCGGGACGUACAACGAGGUCGAGACGUUCUUCGACCUCGCGUGCGGGCACGGCCUCGUCGGCGUCCUCGUCGCGUACGCGUUUCCGAGCCGCCGCGUCGUCGCGUGCGACCGCGUGCGUCGACGCGCCUUCGACGUCUACGUCCGAGCGUUCGGCGCGUUUGUCGCCGCGGAGGACGCGGGGACGCCCCCGCCGUUCUCUCACGUCGUGGAGGGGUCCCCGUCGGACGAAACACCAGACGCGAGCGGGAUGGGGACGAUGCCGGGCGACGCGGCGGCGGCGACGGCGACGGCGUCGAGGGCGCGCGCGGACGCGGCGGCGAGGGCGCACAGGAGAGGCGCGAGCGACGCCGUCGUCGCGUCGCACGCCGCGGCGACCGCCGCCGCGGAGGCGCGCGCGAACGCGCUCCUCCCGCCGCUCUCUCCCUCGCUCCUUCCCAACCUCGCGCAUAUCGAGGGUGAGAUCGACGCGAUACGGUCGCGCGUGAACGACAGAAGCUUGGUGCUCGCGCUUCACGGGUGCAACGAGGCGAACAAGGAGAGCAUGGACAUGGCUCGGCGCGCCGACGCGUUGUGGUGCGUCAUGCCGUGUUGCGUGAAGGCGCGUUCUAUACACUGGUCCCCAUACGACCCCGUCGGCGUGGUGAACGCCAGCGAGCUGUAUCUCCCUCAGUGCACGCUGUCGAAGCUGACGGACGAGGCGCGGUACGCGUUCGUGUGCGGCGCGAUGGCGGCGUCGUACGACGCGCAGAUGGUUCGCAGCAUCGAUCGGAGGAUAACGAACCGGGCGUUGAUGUUGUCGGGGGGAUGGGACGCGCGGCGCGCGGGCGUCGGCGGCGGCGGCGGCGGCGGCGCGCGCGCGAACGCCUCGAACGCGGGGCCGUUCAAGCUGCGGUUCUUGACGGAUCACAAGCGGUUGGUCCCGCGCGCGGCGGCGCGCGAGACGCCGGUCGGCGCGCCGCGCGCCGCCGCGCGAUAG
Molecule: messenger RNA, 1938 nt
Organism: Micromonas pusilla CCMP1545
Lineage: Eukaryota; Viridiplantae; Chlorophyta; Mamiellophyceae; Mamiellales; Mamiellaceae
Exons: 2
Coding region: 1-1938 (645 amino acids)
Molecular function (GO): nucleic acid binding
Source: RefSeq, a predicted model, not a curated record